UGACGCGUUCCAUUCCGGUCCAAGCUCAGAGCGUUCUAACCUCGAGUGGUCCACGGAGCCAGCCCGAGUUUUAACGACAAUCAUUCGCUUAGACAUAGGCCUAUCGUUUAGGAUUUUUUAUUUCGCCUUUAUUUAACCUGAUACAUGAUACAUUUGGUGUGUAAAAAAAAAAAAAGUUACAACUGAAAAAGAGAGGUUUGUCGUUUAUGCUUUUAAUUAAACGUGGCGUAGGGAAUACUCAGUGAAAUGUAGCCUAAACAGUUGCAAAAACAUAUUUCUCUGUUCUGUAGACAUGCGUAGCCUGUUAGAUUGGGACACGGAUCAAAUUUAUCUCAAAUGUCAACGCGGCGAGUUUGUGGCGUUUGGCUGAAACCGCAAGUCUGAGGCAAGGCGCGGGCCACUCCGACGGACGACGAGGAUAGCGACGUGAUUUUGUUUCAGUAUCAGAGUUACAGGGAAUUUCAAUGUGAUCCAUUACGUCCAUCGAUAUGUUAUCACAUUAAUCUGUACGCAUUCGCUUUCUAAUUUGUAUUGUGACACACCGCUUGAGGGUGGAGGGGCAAAGAUCAGAUCAGGACUGAGUGCACGUGUUUGUGAGAAUUACCGGAGACGCAAACAUCUAAACGGAUCGGUUCGUAGGCUACCACAACAACGAUCACGACGCGGUUCAUUUCUGACGACCUCGAUGGUGUAUGAACGCGUUGACAGUCCUGGAUCUCCUGCUGCGCUUUGCCGUGAACUUUUGACCAUCUCUCCCGGAGAUAAUAACCCCACUCCGGCACAGCCCCAUCCAAGUUUUGAGCGUCGGAUUCCGGGGAAGGGAAGAAGGACACGGAGGAGAUAUGGCGGUGACCGUGACUUUAUCGCUCUCUCUCCUUCUCUUAUCUCUCUCAAGUACAGGAGCGGAGAAUGCCGAGGAGCGGCUGGUGAACUACCUGUUGAGUCCAGAGCGUUAUAACAAACUGAUCCGUCCUGCUGUUAACAAGAGCCAGCAGGUUACCAUCUCUAUACAGGUGUCUCUGUCACAGCUCAUCAGUGUGAAUGAGAGAGAACAGAUUAUGACCACCAACCUCUGGCUGUUCCAGGAGUGGAAUGACUACAGACUGAGAUGGGACCCAGAGAAAUACGAAGGCAUCAAAAAACUACGAAUUCCAUCUCAACACAUUUGGCUUCCUGAUAUUGUUCUCUACAACAAUGCGGACGGGGUGUACGAGGUCUCCUUCUAUUGCAACGCCGUGGUGUCCAACACAGGAGACAUCUUCUGGCUCCCGCCUGCCAUCUACAAGUCAGCCUGCGCCAUCGAGGUCCAGCACUUCCCCUUCGACCAGCAGAACUGCACACUCAAGUUCCGCUCGUGGACCUACGACCACACCGAAGUCGACCUCAUCCUCACCAGCGACUUCGCCAGCCGGGACGACUUCACGCCGAGUGGCGAGUGGGACAUCGUGUCGCUGCCCGCCCGCAAGAACGAAGACCCCGACGACAUCACCUACCUGGACAUCACCUACGACUUUGUCAUCAAGAGGAAGCCUCUGUUCUACACCAUCAACCUGAUCAUCCCCUGUGUGCUGAUCACCUCUCUGGCCAUCCUGGUCUUCUACCUGCCCUCUGACUGUGGGGAGAAGAUGACCCUGUGUAUCUCUGUCCUGCUGGCCCUCACUGUCUUCCUGCUGCUCAUCUCUAAGAUAGUACCGCCCACCUCUCUGGCUGUGCCUCUCAUAGGUAAAUACCUGAUGUUCACUAUGGUGUUGGUGACCUUCUCCAUCGUGACCAGUGUGUGUGUCCUCAACGUUCACCACCGCUCCCCGUCCACCCACCGCAUGCCUGACUGGGUCAAACGCCUCUUCCUGCUUCGCCUCCCCGCCUUCCUCCUCAUGAGACGACCCGGGAACAGUAACGUCCGGGAAAAACUUCGACGGAAGCAGGCCACUGCCGCGAACACCACCUCCGGGAACCCUGGGAAUUCCCGAGGCGGGGCGAAAAAGCGGUGUUCCGACAUCAAGCUGGGAGGAGUCCAGACGGACUCUGACUCGUUCUAUGUGAAGGAGGAUUCGGCCCGGAAGUUUGGCUGGAAGGUGGGAGACGUGUCGGGGGACGGUGGUAUUCCGGAGAUCAGGCGUCGCGUGGCGGUCCAGUGGGACGCUGACCUGGAGGAGGCGGUGGAUGGAGUGAGGUAUAUCGCUGAACACAUGAAGACGGAGGACGGAGAUGAAGGGAUCAUAGAGGACUGGAAGUACGUAGCGAUGGUAAUUGACCGUCUGUUCCUGUGGAUCUUUAUCCUGGUGUGUGUGGUGGGAACUCUGGGUCUCUUCAUGCAGCCCCUCUUCCAGAGCUACAACACUCCUACUGCAGACAGCAACGAGUAUGGUGAUUUCUGAGAGCCCCUGGGAGUGGGCGUUGGAGAGGGAAACCCCGUAGCAGCUAAACGGACCGCUGUCCUACGAACUCUGGAGCAACCUGUGCCAAAGCCAGCACCGUCAGUAGUACUUCUACCCUGGUCAGUAGCUCAUCAAGCAUUAGAAGACAUUGUAGAGGUACUAUACGGUCUACUGUGAGCAUUAUGCUGGAUCUCUCUCUCUCUAACUCUCUCUGGGCUCUCCACUCUUCAAGACAAGCUAGAUCUCAACUACCAACAGGACACAUUCAGGUUCUCUUCUCUUCCUUCUCAUGUACUAUUCAUGGACAGGGUCUCUCUUUCCUUUGUUUGUUCGCUCUCUCUCUUUCUUUCUGUCUGUCUCUUUUUUUCUUUCUCUCUUUCUUUCUGUCUCUCUCUCUUGUUCUCUCUCUUCUUUUGAGGAAGAUUUCACUUGGACGCACUUUGAACUGUGUUCUCCUCUUUAAGAGAGUGUACAGUAGUUAUAAUUGCAUUAUCUUAUGUUUGGAAAAUGUGGGUUCUCUCUCUCUCUCUCUCUCUCUCUCUCUCAAGCCAUUACACUUGCAGUAGCCUAUCAAAAGGAUAGGCCUAAGACUCUACACUUAAAGCUAAAGGAAGGAAACUCAUUUGAAGGACUGACAAAGGUCAUUGUGAAGAGACUUGUUAUUAAAAGAUGGUUUUGAAAAGACUAAUGAUCACGCCGCUUCCCUAGUUCCACACAACACACACUCUACUUAUUAUGUUUAAAUACCAACUGUAUGUUAAACCUGUCAGUCUGCUACUCUACUUCCCACAUAUCUGACCACAUGGCUGAGUCCAAAAUGGCACCUUAUUCCCUAUACGGGGCACUACUUUUGACCAGAGCCCUAUGGGUCCUGGUCAAAAGGAGUGCACUAUCUAGGGAAUAGGGUGCGGUUUUUGGAUGUAGCCCAUGUUCCAGGAUUUAGCUGGGACGUUCACUUUGUAUCUGCCUUAAUAAUAGAUGAAUACAGCUAAUGACGAUAGACUAAUUAUUAUAAGAGGAAUAAUUCAAGGAUUUUAACACCAGGAUAUUAUUGAUUCCAAAUCAGUAUGACAUCUGGAGAAAAACAACAAGAGCAACAAUGGGCUCCUUUGUAUUAUGUCAAAUAAAAUGCUCUAAAAAACA
This is a messenger RNA of Salmo salar (Atlantic salmon), 3521 nucleotides long. Lineage: Eukaryota; Metazoa; Chordata; Actinopteri; Salmoniformes; Salmonidae. The record is from RefSeq and is a predicted model, not a curated record.